This is a messenger RNA of Hipposideros armiger (great roundleaf bat), 2706 nucleotides long. It is a transcript of the gene TGDS, whose product is annotated as TDP-glucose 4,6-dehydratase. NCBI's taxonomy places the organism in Eukaryota, Metazoa, Chordata, Mammalia, Chiroptera, Hipposideridae. Gene Ontology annotation, biological process: nucleotide-sugar metabolic process. The coding region runs from base 293 to 1360 and encodes 355 amino acids. Gene Ontology annotation, molecular function: dTDP-glucose 4,6-dehydratase activity. The record is from RefSeq and is a predicted model, not a curated record. The transcript has 12 exons.
UGCUGGUGACACUUGCCAUGGAAAACGUUCCGGACCCUACUUUCCCAGACACACCUAUUCGCCCCUAGCGAGCCAGGCGUUGGCUGAGAAGAGCAGUGCCUGAGCCUGCGCAGCCGAGGAACCCGCCCAGCCCGCCAAUGGGCGGGGAUAAGUCGGCUACGCUCGGGAAGCCGCUUCGGCCUGCCCCAGUGAACGUGUCGGGAGAGGGGUGCGUCGCAAAAAGUCGCGGUGGAACUUGCCUACGGUAUACAGGCUUGUCGCUUUACGGUUCCAGGCACUGCUGAGCUGGGAGAUGUCGGCUGCGGGCCUUGUGGAGCCCUUGGGUCCUCCCAGCAGCUUUGCGAAGCGGGUACUGGUGACCGGGGGUGCUGGUUUCAUUGCAUCACAUGUGAUUGUCUCUUUAGUAGAAGAUUAUCCAAACUAUAUGAUCAUAAAUCUAGACAAGCUGGAUUACUGUGCAAGCUUGAAGAAUCUUGAAACCAUUUCGAGCAAACAAAACUACAAAUUCAUACAGGGUGACAUAUGUGAUUCUCACUUUGUGAAACUGCUUUUUGAAACAGAGAAAAUAGAUAUAGUACUCCAUUUUGCUGCACAAACGCAUGUAGAUCUUUCAUUUGUACGAGCCUUUGAAUUUACGUAUGUUAAUGUUUAUGGCACUCACGUUUUGGUAAGUGCCGCUCAUGAAGCCAGAGUGGAGAAAUUUAUUUACGUUAGCACAGAUGAAGUAUAUGGAGGCAGUCUUGAUAAGGAAUUUGAUGAAUCUUCACCCAAACAGCCUACAAAUCCUUAUGCUUCAUCUAAGGCAGCUGCUGAGUGUUUUGUACAGUCUUACUGGGAACGAUAUAAAUUUCCAGUUGUCAUCACAAGAAGCAGUAAUGUGUAUGGACCACAUCAAUACCCAGAAAAGGUUAUUCCAAAAUUUAUAUCUCUACUACAGCACAACAGGAAAUGCUGCAUUCAUGGAUCAGGGCUUCAAACAAGAAAUUUUCUUUAUGCUACUGAUGUAGUGGAAGCAUUUCUCACUGUCCUCAAAAAGGGGAAACCAGGUGAAAUUUAUAACAUUGGAACCAAUUUUGAAAUGUCAGUUCUCCAGCUUGCCAAAGAACUAAUACAUCUGAUCAAAGAGACCAAUUCAGAAUCUGAAAUGGAAAACUGGGUUGAUUAUGUUAAUGAUAGACCUACCAAUGAUAUGAGAUAUCCAAUGAAGUCAGAAAAAAUACAUGGUUUAGGAUGGAGACCUAAAGUGCCUUGGAAAGAAGGAAUAAAGAAAACAAUUGAAUGGUAUAGAGAGAAUUUUCACAACUGGAAGAAUGUGGAGAAAGCAUUAGAACCCUUUCCAGUACAGCCACCGUUUGUAUAGUCAGGACAGUUUUUGGAAAAAGAAGAAAAUUAUCCUACCUCGACAACUGAUAUGUAAUCAAGGGACCAAAUGAAGGGACCAAUUUUCAUUCGGAAUUAGAUUUGUGACUUUUUGUACAAAAUUCAAAUGCAAUAUGCCUCAAUCUUUAGAAGAGUUUUAGUAUGAGCAUAGGAUUUAACUUUCAAAAUUCUUUCAAAAAACUUUUCUCCUGACAAUUAGGAACCAGUAGAGAUAGAAAGACUCUUCCAUAGGAGUGGACUGGGAGGGGCGAUCUCCUGGUUCUCAGAACAAGGACAGUAGCAGCUCUGGGCAGCCUACAGCUCUGCUGCAUUGAGCUCAGUCAGCUUCCCACCUUUCCCAUCUCCCAGAAGGUCUCUAAGUUUUCAGUUUUAGUCAAUAUAGGAUAAGCCUAUGCCCUCGUUCUAUGAAGGUAUGGUAUUGUGCUACAAUUGCUUUAAAAAUGGAACAAAGUCGAAGCACUUUUUAACUUUUGAUAAUUUUGUAAAACUGAUUAAGUUAAAUGUUUUUUAAAGAAGGACAUAGUUUUUGUAUUUUCAUAAUCAGUCAUUUAACUAUGUAUAACCUUGUAUCAGAAAAAUGUCAUCAUGUAUUUACUGUUUAAAGUGAUUUUAUUUAUAAAAUUAUCGGUAUUUUAAUGUAUUUAAUAUAGAGCAUCGCUUUUUUUAGUAAUGUAGAUUUUUAUUUCACUGUAGAAAAACAUUUAAAAUACUUGAUUAUGUAUUUUGACUUUAAGAUAAUUUGAAAAAGUAACUGAUUGGAUACUGCGUUCAGAAAGGGGGGAGAGUCAAAGGUGAUGCCCAGCUUUCUGGCGACAGUGCAUGACUGAUGGCUCGUUCUCUCUGUGAAGUGGGAAGCAAGGUCAGUGACUCAGAGGUGGCUGAGGGCGGGAUAGGAAUAGAGUGAGGAUCUUGGGGCUGUGGAGAUUGGGAAAAGAGUAAGCAGAUCCAAAAUUAGAGGAUGUGCCAAACAGGAGUGAAGCACAAACUGAAGUUGAACACUAACUUCAGAAUUCUGAGAUGUGUAGAAAUAGUUAGAUUGAGCUAGAAUAGGACACAGUACGAAUCAGGAGGGACAGAAGGGCCAGAGCGUGAGAUUAGCUGCAGCGUUGCUCCAUGGGUCUUAGUUGUGUAGCGAGAAAAUGCGUCUUGGAGGUAGCCUGUAGCUCUAGAGAAAAUGGAGACAGGGAGCAGGCAUAAGGGAGGGAGGUGAGCGCUCAGGGAGGCUAGGAAGUUACAGGCAGAAAAUGGGACCAACUGAGAGCAAAUGAUCUUCGGUGGAAUUUGGUCAUUGAAGGUAGAUGACAAAAUAAAAGCACUGUGUCAUUU